AGAAAAUAAAGAAAGAAGGUAGGCAGAGAGAAUCGAAUCAAAACCUCACUGUCAUCAGAUCGUACAUCCGCCACUAUCACAGUACCCAGCAAUGCAAAACUCCACCCAUUCCCCAUCGCCACCGCCACCAACACCGUCUCCAUUUCUCUCCUCCACACCCACCGCCGCCGCCGCCACCAUCCCCAUUCUCUCAAUCAAAGACCCCAAAGCCCUCCUCUCAAUCAUCCUAGUCUCUUCCCUUUUCGCCCUCCUCCUCUUCCUCUCCUCCUCCUCCUCAUCAUCAUUAUCCUCCUCCGCCGCCCUCAUUCAUUCUCGACCCGACCCAUUUCUCUUCCCCAACCAGCAAGCCCACCGCAUCAUUUACCACGACAACAACUCCUCAGAUCCCACGCCCCCCUCCAUCGCCUACCUCUUGUCAGGGUCAAAAGGCGACUUGGGUCGGAUCCUGAGGCUCCUCUACGCCGCUUACCACCCCAGGAACCAGUACCUCCUCCACCUUGACCGGUCCGCUUCCGAUUCCGAGCGGGAAAAGUUGGCUCUGAGAGUCCAAUCACUGCCCAUUUUCAGAGCUGCCCAGAAUGUCCAUGUCAUUGGUAAGGCUGAUUUUGUGUACCCAACUGGGUCUUCUGCUAUCUCUUUUACGCUCCAUGGCGCCUCGAUACUUAUGCGUCUGUCGCCAAAUUGGGAUUGGUUUAUCAGCCUCAGUGUUCGUGAUUACCCACUAAUCACACAGGAUGAUCUUCUUCACAUUAUGUCGUUCUUGCCUAAAGAUCUCAACUUUGUGAACCAUUCAAGUUAUAUCGGCUGGAGAGAGUCUAGGAGAUUAAGACCGAUAAUUGUUGAUCCGGGGCUUUAUCUUUCGGAGAAAACUGACAUGUUCUAUGCUACACAGAAAAGGGUGUUGCCUAAUGCUUACCGGUUGUUCUCGGGUUCUUCUUUUACGAUUCUGAGUCGCAAUUUCAUUGAAUUUUGUGUUGUUGGUAUUGAUAACCUGCCAAGGACUUUGUUGAUGUACUUCUCAAACACACCUUCUGCUCUUUCGAAUUACUUCCCUACCAUUCUUUGCAACUCCCAGCAGUUCAAUAAGACUAUCAUAAACCAUAACUUAGUAUAUGCUAAUUCCGAGACACCCCCUAGAGAGAAGCCCCAGCCAAUCAGUUCCGCUGAUUAUGAUGCUAUGAUUCAGCAUGGAGCUGCCUUUGUCACUGGACUCCGGGUAGAUGAUCCGAUUCUUGACCGGGUGGAUAGAGAAAUUUUAAAACGCAGGCGAGGAAAAGUUGUUCCUGGCGGCUGGUGUUUAGGUGGGUUUGCAAACGACACUUGUUCGGUCUGGGGGGAUGCUGAUAUUUUGAGGCCUAGUCCACAAGCAAGAAGACUUGAGCAACUUUUAGUCGGAUUGCUCUCAAAUGGCACAUUCCUGUCUCAUCAAUGUAUAUACGAGUGACCUGGAUCAUCAGUCCCACGAGAGAUGGAGAGAAACGGAUAAUGUAAGUUGCCCGCCCCUUCAGCAUUUGGAAAUUUUGGAAGAAGAGUAACUGCUACGGGGUGAUUCUUUUAGCGGCGCUAGGCUCAGUUAAAUCGUGAUUAUUGUAAAAUGUAUUACAAAUCAUUGUGCUAUGAGUCAUGUCCCUGUUGUACAAGUGACGUUUGCCUCCAUUCUCUGAAAGUAAAGUAGUUUGUGUUUCUUUUUAA
Molecule: messenger RNA, 1692 nt
Organism: Malus domestica (apple)
Lineage: Eukaryota; Viridiplantae; Streptophyta; Magnoliopsida; Rosales; Rosaceae
Product: beta-glucuronosyltransferase GlcAT14A-like
Cellular component (GO): membrane
Molecular function (GO): glucuronosyltransferase activity
Source: RefSeq, a predicted model, not a curated record